AUGGCUGGUGCCAGCGUCGGCAGAACGUGUCUUUACCGGCGGACCUUCAUUAUUUCCUCACGUCUUCAUCCGCUGUCGGACCCAUGCUCCUUUCAACCUCUAAGAUUCCCGUACGGUCGCAUUCAAUUGCACCAGAGAAGCCAUUUCAGCAACACUCAGAAAAGAUGGAAAGAAAGCAGAGGGGAUGGCAAGGAGAGCUUCACUUCGCGGCUUGGAAAAGCAUGGAGGGAAACGAAAAUCGAAUGGAAACCAAUUCCAAUUGGUCUGGGAAUUGGGUUUCUGGGCCUGUUACAGUUUAUGCGAGUCAGAGCAAGGGAAGGCGGCGCACAAGAAGGUUCUUCCGAGACGGAUGGAGGACGGCCGCCCAGGCGGCAGAGAAUCUAUCCCACAGGAGGAGGCUGGCAGGUACAGAUAAUGUCAACGUUGCCGCUGAAAGCAAUCUCAAGAGUUUGGGGACGUUUCAAUGAGUUGACCAUUCCAUAUUACCUCCGUGUGCCGGGUUUCAAGCUAUAUGGCCGGAUAUUUGGUGUCAACUUUGAGGAGAUGGCUGAACCAGAUCUUCACGCCUACCCCAACCUGGCUUCCUUCUUCUACCGCGAGCUCAAGCCAGGCAUUCGACCUCUCGAUCCCAAUCCCAACGCUGUCCUAUCUCCGGCCGACGCUAAAGUAUUGCAGUUUGGCACGAUCGAGAAUGGUGAGGUCGAGCAGGUCAAAGGCAUGACAUACAGUGUGGAUGCUCUGUUGGGGAAAAUCGCCCCUACCUCACCUAAUCCUCAAGCUCCGUCGAAUAUCUUUGCGCCUCCGAAGGCCGAAACAUCGCCUGCAUCGGAUGAUCCAGAAGCCAAGUCAAUAUCCGCAGAGGAGGAAUUUGCAAAUGUCAACGGCAUAUCUUACACCUUACCCGACUUCCUGUCCGGGUCGCAACAGACGGGCAACUCCAAACAAGAUGCCUCUAUAAAAUCACGUCCAUCCUCCGAGGCUGCAGUGUCAGCUGACUUGGCCACAACUCAACCUUGGUGGUCACCUUUCUCUUCUCCCAGCACCGACAAAAAGCUUUAUUAUUGUGUCGUGUAUCUGGCUCCCGGUGACUAUCAUCGCUUUCAUUCUCCUGUCAGCUGGGUUUGCACCGCACGUCGCCACUUUGCGGGAGAAUUGUAUUCAGUCUCGCCUUAUGUUCAGCGUAUGUUGCCGGGGCUUUUCACCCUCAAUGAACGUGUUGUUCUCCUUGGCCGAUGGAAAUAUGGAUUCUUCAGCUAUAUACCUGUUGGUGCCACCAAUGUUGGCUCCAUCGUCAUCAAUUUCGACAAGGAGUUACGGACGAAUUCUCUUACUACGGAUACCGAAGCGGAUCGUCAGGCAGCAGCGGCCGCUGAAAGGGGCGAACCCUACGCUGGAUUCAGCGAAGCCACCUACGCAAAUGCGAGCAAGAUUCUGGGAGGCCAUGCUUUGAGGAGAGGUGAAGAGAUGGGUGGCUUCAAGCUUGGAUCGAGUAUUGUAUUGGUGUUUGAGGCACCGGCUGGUCAGCGGAGAAAAUCCCUCAACGAGGGUAGUGCUGGUGAUGAGGAGGGGAAUGGUGGGUUUAAAUGGGUUGUUGAACGAAACCAGAAGGUCAAAGUCGGUCAAGCUUUAGGGUAUGUAGAGGAGGAUUAG
Messenger RNA from Capronia coronata CBS 617.96, 1650 nucleotides. RefSeq names its product phosphatidylserine decarboxylase. The transcript has a single exon. The record is from RefSeq and is a predicted model, not a curated record. The coding region runs from base 1 to 1650 and encodes 549 amino acids. NCBI's taxonomy places the organism in Eukaryota, Fungi, Ascomycota, Eurotiomycetes, Chaetothyriales, Herpotrichiellaceae. Gene Ontology annotation, molecular function: phosphatidylserine decarboxylase activity. Gene Ontology annotation, biological process: phosphatidylethanolamine biosynthetic process. Gene Ontology annotation, cellular component: mitochondrion.